CAGUUCGUCUUAUGAGGUAGACACGUACGACAGUGGAGGAUUAGACAGAGGCGCUAUCAAGAAUUCCUGUACGUGGAGAAGACUCGUGUGCGCGUUCUUGUUGUAACACGUUAUUGUGCGCGAAUUCGGAAUCGAACCCGGAAGCAGGAGGCGAAGGGGUGGCCUGCAGUGAAAAGCCGGUGUUUUUUCGGAAAGUGAAGUUCGUAGUUUCAUUCAUCGAUUAGCCAGCGGGAAGAGCAGUCGAUCGAUCGAUGAUCGUUGUCGUUGUGCAUAACUGAUACUGAAGUUCUUUUAUUGUUUUGCCCCCGUGCGAGGAAUGCGCCAGUGCUUACUGUGAUUGGAUGAUAUUUAAGGCGUAGAUUUGACAUAUCCGUCUGCAGGCGUUUGCGCAAUGUAAACUGGAAGCCGGGUCAGAGAUCUAAUCGGUAGAUCGCGAUCGUGUUUCGGGAGCCUUCGCCACCAACACGGUAGAGCGCGCGCCUGUGCAAUCACUCAUCGCACGCUGAAGGUCGGGCGUUAUUAAUUAGCCUAACGGAGAAGAUUAGCGAUUGUUUGGCAUCGAAAGAUUUUCAUUUAUCUUAAUUAACACUGCAUGAUAUCGGAUCGGAAAACACGAACGAAAAAAAAAACAACAUUCAUAAACAGAGAGAACGUUUGAGAAAACGCCUCAUCCGAAGGUUCAAAGGAAGAAAAAUGUAUCGUUUAAUGAGAUUUGCUCAAUUUAUGUAUUAAGAAAGCCGAUUGUUACAGCGCGCCAUAAAUUUUUGCGCUCGAGGGGCCCAAACGAGUGAGACGAGUUUGAUUUGUGUCUUUGCUUUGCUAAUUUAUUCGCCGUGCUGCAUUUGCCGGUUUCUAUUCGAAGCUAGUGGAAACAUUAAUUUCUAAGUCAGUGAGGCGAACUCAGCCACUACCCGUGAAGUGGAAAGCGUUGGUGAAGUUAUCCGCACAGUCUUAGCUGUGAAAAUAAUAAAAACCUCGAAAAAAAAAACACCCGAACGCAAGCUCCGGUAACGAGCACGCGAGGUAAAUAAAAAAAGGUUCAUCAUCACAAUGGCGUCUUCUACCGGUGGAAUCACAAGUCAACCUGCGCUGCCGUUACUACUACUGCUGAUAGUCAUCAAACAAUCGUCGGCAUGCUUCUUUCCCAUCGAGUACCAGGGCGAAUACAUCACCCAGAACACGGUCACCGACGGUGCGGUUCGUUACAGCAGGAUAAACAUCACCGAGAGCGCAAUACCGAUCUGGGGCAUGUGCCACCGAAGACACGACAACAACGUGGUGCUGGUCACCGGCACGGAGGAGGCCCUCUGCUACCGCUGUUUCAACCUGAAAUUGGUGUCGAAAAACGUCCUCCGAGUGCUGACGGCCGACAGCGAUUACAUUUCCAAAUGUCACACCAACGAGGACAAAGCGUUGGCAUCCUGUUUGGGGGAGGAAGCCCUACUGGACGAGGAAAAAAGUACCGAGAUCAUUCUCUACAAAUUUCGCGACUGGAACGGCGAUGAGGUCCGGCAGGAGUACUGCCCGAUUCACGGUCGCUACAAGCUGACGUACAACAUCGACAACGGUACCGAGGAUCAGGUGGAGUGCGAAUCGCAGGAAUCCGAAGUGGACAACUGCCCGUCGGGGUCGGCACUGAACUUGCGCUUCCGCAAUUGUGCCUUCCGCGAUCAGGAGGUAACCUUCGAGUGUCUCGGUCACUGGCGGGGUCUGCGCAAUCAGAACUACGUCGCACUGGUGAACGCGAACGGCGACGCCCGGCUUGGACCGAAAUAUCGCUGCGCUACCUGGGUGGAGAAUCCCAAGAGUGGCGACAUCGAGAUUUCCUUCAGCAAGGACUCCACCUGCCGGUCGAUCAAUAAGUACCACCGCAAUCAGAACUCGUACGGGAACAACAUCCACAGCGAGUACCACAGUGAGGUCGUCUCGCUGAAACCGAUCCCGCAGGAGUUCGGCCAGAUCAGUCAGUAUUGCAGCUUCCCCAACUGGCUGAUCGGUAAAUGGGAGCAGGUGAUCGUGAGCCAAAACCAACUCAUCUACAAGGAUCAUACGUCAUUCAAAACCUACACGAUGAAGUGCGUAAAGAGCACCAGCCACGAAGCCGACAAGUACAUCGUGUACAGUCAAACGCAAUGCGGUGAGGAAAAGUACCAGUGCCUCAAGAUCCAGCAAAGAGACGAGAACGUGUUCGAGUUCCAGAUCAGCUCCCGAUCGGAACCGAACUACACGGCCACGAUUUGCAGCGAGUUUUACUUCAACGACGAUCGGUGGCUAACGCAGGGUCGACUGGACAGCAACAGCAUCGUUUCUCCGUGUCCGAUUGUCGGCGAAUUUUCCGGCGUAAUCCCGGACGACGAAGGUCUCUGUGCGAAGCUAUCGUCGGAGUGUGGCUCCCCGGAUAUCAUGUACUAUCAGAUUUCUGCAUGCGAUUUUGAUGAAGUCUAUGAAGAGCGUGAAUACCGCUGCUUGGGCCAGUGGACCCACCGGAACAUCGUCUACACCUACACGCAGCGACGGGACGUCGGCACCUACGAGUGCUUCGUAGGCACGAUGCUUUCCGAUCGGCAGAUCUUCAUCAAGGAAGCCGGCGAGCACUGCCAGCGGGACGUGAAUCCGCACCGUUUUGGCAUGGAGCUGAACAAGGUGGCGCACUGCAGCGUGCCGGAAACGUUCAAGCCAUCCAGCAGGCCGACACACAAGUACUCCGAGGUGUCGACGAUACGGUCGUCCACGACCGGUCACGGCAGCCAGCAGCACAGUUCCUCACCCUCGGUGGUGAUCAAUACGACACCGUCGUCCCCGGUGGUCACCACCGGACAGAGCAACACCCAGUACACGGUCACCAACCAGCAGCAGCCGAAACAGCAGCAACCGCAGCCCCGGCCGACGGCGAGACCGAGCGUGCCCGGCUCGGCCGCCGCCGGUAUUCGAUUUGUACAGUCACAACAGUCGUCCUAUUUAUUAUUGUUAGCAACUCUCAUCUGUGUUAUAUUAGGUUGUAAUAAAUUUAGGUGUUAA
Sabethes cyaneus is the source of this 3018-nucleotide messenger RNA. RefSeq lists its product as uncharacterized. Lineage: Eukaryota; Metazoa; Arthropoda; Insecta; Diptera; Culicidae. The record is from RefSeq and is a predicted model, not a curated record. The transcript is spliced from 6 exons. Bases 1051 to 3018 code for a protein of 655 amino acids.